Molecule: messenger RNA, 631 nt
Organism: Meloidogyne enterolobii
Lineage: Eukaryota; Metazoa; Nematoda; Chromadorea; Rhabditida; Meloidogynidae
Source: the annotation of a GenBank genome assembly
UUUAAUGUUGUGUAAAAGUAUUUCUUUUCAGCAAUUUUAUUCCCUAAAUACUCAUGCUUUGGCCAAUUUAUUCAAAAAUUCGAAUUGUGUUCCUCCCUUUGAAAAUUUCUCUAAAAAUUCAACUUUCAAAUCAACCAGUUGGGUUAUUGUUGAGGAAGAAGUGAAAAGACGGCUUGGAUGUGUUGGUAAUACAAACGAGGAUUAUGCUAAUAUUUUCUAUAAAAAUCAACACUGGUCCAUUUCUGUUUUCCUAACUCCAAAUAUUUACAAAUCUCUAGAUUAUAUAUUUCUUCGUCUUUAUAAAAUUAUUCUUGCUUGGCAUACCUUAAUGAAUUAUUCAAAUAAUUUAAAAAUAAAUCUUAGAAGAACAAAAAGAAGAAGAAAUGUUUUAAUUUAUUCUUUUAAUAAUUUAAAAAAUCAAAUUCAAAAAAGAUUAAAUUUAAAAAUUAUUCAUUUUCUUCAAAUUGUUAUUCAAGCAAUUUUGGGACAGUUAACCUCAAUAAAUGAUUAUUAUAUUAAAAAAUUGGUUGAUCAAAUAGAAUCUUCAAAUCCAUUACUUCAAAAAUUAAUUGAAAUUGCCAAAGAAUGGAAUGAAUGUCUUGAAUCACUUUAUGUUAGUUUAAAUAUUUAA